Molecule: messenger RNA, 844 nt
Organism: Patella vulgata (common limpet)
Lineage: Eukaryota; Metazoa; Mollusca; Gastropoda; Patellidae
Product: myosin regulatory light chain, smooth muscle-like
Exons: 7
Coding region: 77-637 (186 amino acids)
Cellular component (GO): myosin II complex; cytoplasm
Molecular function (GO): calcium ion binding; myosin heavy chain binding
Source: RefSeq, a predicted model, not a curated record
CUCGUGUUGUAGCCCGGUCGCUUCUAGGAGUUAAAAUCUUUCAGGCAAUAUACCUAUAUACACUAAAGAACCAGAUAUGUCCGGAUUGAAAAAAGGAGCCCCCGCAAAAGAUGAUCCCAAAAAGACAGAAGAGGAGAACCCUACUGAACAAAAACGAAGCCAACGUGCAGCUUCAAAUGUGUUUGCUAUGUUCCGCCCAAAUCAAGUGCAGGAAUUUAAAGAGGCUUUUACUAUGAUUGAUCAGAACCGAGAUGGUGUUAUUGAUCUUGAAGACCUCAAGGAUAUGUACUCAAAUUUAGGCCGAAUUCCCCCAGAUUCAGAAUUAAACGAAAUGUUGAAAGAAGCUCCCGGAACUCUCAACUUCACAACGUUCCUCAACUUGUUUGGUGAAAAGAUGGGCGGAACAGACCCAGAAAAUACGAUCGUUGAUGCUUUCGCCAUGUUUGAUGAUGAUGGCAAGGGAUGGUUACCAGAAGACUAUGUGAAAGAUUUACUGGAAAAUAUGGGUGAUAACUUCACAAAAGAUGAGAUUAAACAAACGUGGAAGGAAGCACCAAUAGAAAAGGGCAAAUUCGAUUAUAAAUCUUUCACUGGUUUGAUCAAGGGUAAACAGUCAGAAGAGGAAAUAGCUGCAUAAAAGACAAAGUCCAUCCAUAAACUUUACACACAUUAAUUAACCACCCCCGACGCUGGCGUGUAACUUUUGAGUAAAGCAUACUGUCAGGGAAGAAUUCACAAGGAUUAUGAUAUAUAAAGUCUGAUCUGGUGUUGUCUAUUGUGAGAGCAUUGUGUGAUCUCUCUAGAUUUUAAAAGCGCUAAAAUGCAGUAAGCAAGUACCAUCAGA